ACAAGUAGAUAUGUGAAUAGAAUUAUUCAUGCAAAAAUUGGUGGCAAAGUAUCAUUCUUCGUGCUGGAGUGUUUUCACAUGUCCCUGAAAAUGUAAAAUAGAGAUACUUCAGCAUGCCUCAUGACCCUCACGUCUUACCUGUUAUGUGGACUCUGGAGUUUGCUCAAGUCGCAGAGUUUGUUUCUUCUUGUUCUUUGAAGGAAUGAAAACCCUGGUUUCAGAGCGUUUCUUAGUUAAGCUUUUCGUCCUUUCACAGCGGAAAUCACCAAAACUUUAUCAUUUUUCGACCACUGUAUCAGCGAGUCAAUCUCGAGGUGGUCUGCCUCGUUUCUUCUCUGAUGCUCUUCCCUCUUCCAAGGGAAAUGUUGUUCGAGUGCAGGGUGAUGAGUUUUGGCAUAUGACAAAAGUUCUACGUUUGAAUGUGAAUGAUAGGAUAGAGCUGUUCAAUGGGAAAGGGGCCAUAAUUGGUGGUUGUAUUCAGAGAAUUGAUCGCACAGGCAUGGAUUUCUUAGCUUUGGAAGAUCUCAAGAUGGUUGUUCCGGAAGUUACUCGGUGGCAUGUAGUUGCAGGCUUUGGUACUUUGAAAGGUGGUCGGGCCGAUUGGCUUAUUGAAAAAUGCACGGAGCUGGGAGCUAGUAGCGUAACCCCACUGCUAACUGAGAGAUCCCCUUCAAUUAGUGAAAAUCGGCUGGACAGAUGGCAUCGUGUCAUGAGAUCAGCAAUUAAGCAAUGUCAGAGGUUGCAUGAGAUGAAACUUAAUCCUCCAAUGAGAAUUAAAGACCUUGUGCCUCUAGUAGCUCGAUCCAGUCCAUGCUUUUUGGCUGUAGCAGAAGCAACUCCACUUGUUAAUGUGUUGUCUCAAUCAAGGCACAGCUUAAGUGGGCUUGCUAUUAUUGGUCCUGAAGGAGAUUUCACUGAUAAAGAGGGGACACUGCUCAUUGAAGCUAGGGCUACCCCAGUUGGACUUGGACCAUGUCGUCUUCGUGUUGAGACCGCAACCAUGGCCCUACUAGCCACUCUCAUGCUCUGGUCUGAUUCCCAACUCCCCAACUCUCAAGAGGCCAACUUCUACAAAUCAUGCUUGAAGUAAUGGUUUUUGGAAUUCAGAUAGCAUAGCGUGUAUCUAUACUUGAAUUUUGAUGCGGCAAUGGUAGAAAAAGUUUUAAAGGUCACAUUGGUUUCAAGUGCCACAAAAUUUGACCAUUGGGCACUUGGAGAUUGGUUUUUUAAGUGCUAGGUCCCAAACAAGAACAGCAUUUUUACCUGAACUUUCGAACUUUUGGAAAAACAUUGUUAUGGCCUACCCAGUUAAAUAUCACUAAAAGUUGGUGGAAAUUAGGUACUUCAAAAAUUGCUGUCAUAUUUGCUCUGAACAUUGAUUUGCCAGAGUUUGUGCGAUAAAUCCGUUUGAAAAUCUUGGACCUCUCUAGCUUGAACAGCCGCCAAGUUUGGUAGCAUGGGCUAGCCACUUUCACAAUGUUUUGGGGCUGACCUUUUCCAAUCCAGAAAAAAUAACUCGCUGUUUUGAUCCCUUUAUGAUGGUUAAUAGUAACGUACUCAAUUUCUGUUA
Messenger RNA from Amborella trichopoda, 1570 nucleotides. Its product is annotated as methyltransferase. Gene Ontology annotation, molecular function: rRNA (uridine-N3-)-methyltransferase activity. Gene Ontology annotation, biological process: rRNA base methylation. The record is from RefSeq and is a predicted model, not a curated record. NCBI's taxonomy places the organism in Eukaryota, Viridiplantae, Streptophyta, Magnoliopsida, Amborellales, Amborellaceae.